GAUACAUUUUUUAAAAAACUGAUUACGUCCAAACGAAAAAUUGAAGUUUCAAGCUAAUUUCAAUCACCAAAUCUGUCCAUCAAGUAGUUAACUUUGGAAAAAGUUCUUUCUUAAGAUGUAACUUCGUUCUAGGUAGGUUUUGUGUAACGGGUUUCUGACAAAAGAAUGAUGUAAGAAACAAGUUUUAAGAAGACUAACCAUUGGAAUUUCCCCCUGGCUAUCACCGAACAACAACUGAACGACUCUUCUCUCGUCAUAAUAAUUCUGACCGCUCAGUUUCCCAAAUUUCCUUAGAUAUCUUGAAGAUUAGAGGAAAACCAGUUUAUAACAGCUCAAACCAGAGUUUAAUGAAGAACCCUAUCAGAGAGUUGAAUGACUAGGACCCGGGGGCGGAUAGAGUACAGUGAUGGGCUGGAUGAAGAGUUAGGCUGUUCGUUCCCUGGAGUAAUCACGUGUAACAGAUGUCGGAGGCCAUUUUAUAGAUUUGUCCACCCAAAAAUCAAUUUUGUUGAAAUGUAACAACAGUUUUAGUUGAAGAAUUAAGUGCAAUUACAUUGUAUUCUUUUGUUUUGGGACUUCAGAGUACUCAGUACAUGUCUGUUGAAGUCGGUCUAAUUCUGGGUACGGAUACUGUGGAUCUUGAUCAGUUGUUGAUUCUGAACUGCUUUUAGCAUAUUGUUUGGACAAUUUGAUAAUAACAUUUGACAAAUUGUACAGUUUCGUGUCAUUGUUUGCCUUUCGAAAUGGCUCCGGAUAAUAGACCUGGAGAUAGAAAAAGCCGGACCUACGGAUUUUGGAGGCUUCCUUCCAAGGAUGAUACCACUGAUGCUGAAGACACCAGACUUGGCUGGGGAUCAUGUAAACCAUACUGUUUACAGUUUUUGAACAAGAUGAUGCUCUUCGUCGUCUGGGUGUUCAUCCUGUGUUUCCUGGAGGGCUUCGCCGUAAACGGCAUAUCUAACGCGGGCCUUCCCGCCAUAGAGAAGCACUUCAGUAUUUCCUCGACCAAGUCGUCGGUCGUCGCGAGCUCCCAGGAUUUCGGCGCCCUAGCUGUGGUACUGUUUGUCAGCUUCAUCGGUGCCAGGCUCCAUAAGCCCCGUGUUGUUGCUUAUGGUUCUGUUAUCAUGGGCAUUGGGUCGUUCCUCUUCAUCGUACCUCAUUUGGCGGAGGAAUACAACUUUGGAGGUGGUUCACAGGGCACAAACGCAACAAGCGUCUGUAACGGGACGCGGGGUGCGGUGUAUAGUUUUAUAAGCAGCUGUGAUUCCCCGGGGGACAGGUUCAUCCCGGCCCUAGUCAUAGCGCAGAUGGUUCAUGGGAUAGGGUUCUCUCCCAUGUUUACCCUUGGACUGGUUUACAUCGAAGAAAAUGAAGAAAAGGCCUUGGCAGCAGUUUACAUAGGCUUGACCUACGCAGCCGCGGCUAUUGGUGUGGCUGCUGGCUUCUUUGCAGGCGGCCAGAUCCUGCAGAACUAUUACGUUGAUUUUGACAGAGUGAGUGUUGAUUUCGAUGCCAAAGAUCCCCGAUGGGUCGGAGCUUGGUGGUUAGGUUUCGUUUUUACCUCCAUAUUCUUUGUCCUCGUUGCCAUCCCAAUUUCACUCUACCCCAAAUCAAUGGCAGGGAGCUUAAAAUACCGAACAGACGAUAAACCCAAGGACCCGGAUGACGACAAACUCACACUGUGUCAGCUGGCGGGAAAACUUUUCAAAUUAUUCCUUAAGACAUUCCUGCAUUUGCUAAAAAAUCCCGUAUUCAUGUUGAUGAACUUUGCCGGAAGUGUGCAGACAUUGAUAAUUGCCGGAGUAGGAGCAUUCUCAUUCAAGUUUCUAACGGAACAAUACAACUUGGACUUCGAUACUUCUGGAAACCUUAUAGGCGGUUUGAUUUUGGUUGGAUCCUUUGGUAUGUUCCUGGGAGGUCUCCUCGUCAAACUUCUACGGCUGGAGAUGUUGGGAAUGACAAGACUUUGUGCAAUCGUUUCCUUGCUCUCGGGACUUUUCGGUAUAGCAUUUUUGGCAGGAUGUCCGGAAACCCAAUUAGCUGGACUACAAGUUACAUACACCGGAAGUUCUAUCAUUGACGGUUACGCCGACUCCUGCCACGCCUCUUGUGACUGUGAUCGCCAAACCUUUUCGGCUGUUUGUGGCGCGGAUCAAAAGGUUUACUACUCUCCCUGCCAUGCUGGCUGUCAAAGUAGUGUAGGAAUGGGUCCAAUGGCUGCUUACCAUAACUGUAGCUGUGUAGGGGGAGCUGCAACAGCGAAACAAGGACGCUGUGAAGACAACUGUUCGCAACUGAAUAUCCUGGCCCCUUGUAUGUUUCUUGCCAUGUUGCUUGUCUUGACCGCAGUAACUCCCACAUCAAUGGUGACCAUGAGAUGUGUUGAAGAUCAUGAAAAGCCAUUUGCAUUGGGAAUACAAUGGGUUUUAAUACGUUUAUUAGGCAUGAUUCCAGGUCCGGUGUUGGUGGGCUGGGUCCUGGAUCAGUCCUGUCUGAUUUGGUCCGGUGGUUCCUGCGGCUCCUCGGGGUCGUGCCUCCUCUACAGCCACGACCAGAUGGCGGUGGGUAUCAUGCUGUGGUGGGUUCUCGUAUCCGUGGCGGCCUCGGCGCUUUUCUUCAUUUCAUCCAUCAUCAUUGUAUGCCGGAGCUCAUCUAAAUCUUUGGAUCUAUAGGUCUACAGGUUUUUUUUUCAACUCGUUUCAUAGAUCAUUUUUUUAUUUGAUUAUUGUAUUUUUGUGUAUACUUUUAAUAGCUUUUGUAACGAAUUUAACUAUUUUCUUAACGAAGAUUUUCAGAAUGAAAUAGCUACUGUGGAUUUUUCAACAAUGCAAUAACCAAUAACUUUAGUACAUGUGGGUACAGAUUUUUAGUUACUAAUGUGAUACCUAUAGAUGACUUGCAUGCGUAUCAACACAUUUUGACAAUUACACGUGUAUAAAAAUGGAAUACAUGUACACUUAGAAGAAUCCAUGUUACAUGCACAUGCUUGCUCAAAUGCCGUUGUAUUAAGACGAUUAGUAAGCAUAUAGACGAAAUACAUCUCAUGUGUGUAAUACGGUCAUGAUUACACUUCAUUCCUUACUUAUGUCGUUAUUUUUAAUAUAUAUUUCAGAUGAGAAAUAUUUUGUUACAAUUAAACAACCCCUCUAUACUUUUGAUAAAUUGUGAGUUUGUUGAUGAAACUACUCCUUCAUGAUCAACCUAAGGCAUUAACAAAUAUAUGUAUUUCAUUAUAAUUCAUUUAUACCAUAUCAUAAAUAUAUUAUACGUUAUCUGUCAGGUCAAGGUAAUCAAGUGUAUCCUCUCUUUGAAAUAUGCAUUUUAUGAGGGGGGCAUACAUGCACCGAAAGAUUAAAAAAAAUCAAAGAGUGUUACCCAAAGGACAAAUAUUGAUUAAUAUUGAUAUGUUUUUAAACCUUUUCCAUUUUGUAAUAUGUUUUUAUCCUGGGAUAUUAUAUCAGGUAUAUGUUGCGAAUAAAUUUAAUGCCUUAACUAAAUACAGCAAAAAUUAUGCGCAGUUAAAACGAAUUCAAAUCAGCUGCCAAAAAUCUGGCAAAUCAUGCAGGUUUCACUGUACUUAAUAUCUGUGUUCAAUUUUCUAUACAUGUUAAUAAUGUUGGAAUACAUAAAUCAUUUGUCAAAUAUAUAAAUGAACUCGAGUAAAAAAAGGGGGCGGGUAUUUAAGGUGUUAUUAACUGCCGUCAGUAGCCGGUCGGUUAUAUAAGUAAAAAAGUAGCUGUGCGUUGACAAAUAUAAUUUGUCAACGCACAGCUAAAUAAUUGUGAAAUAAAUGGCAUUGUGUUUCUUUGCAUUUAAUCUUUUUUAACAGGAUUUUGUCCAUAUGUCUAUGAAUAGAUUUUUUUGUGUUCUUAAAAAUGUGAUUUUUUAAAAAAAAUCCAAAUAUACUUUUAACGGGGUUUUCCGUGGGAAAAAAUCUGAUUAUUGAACUGGAGAAAAUGGCGGAUGAUCGGCUGCCAAAAGGAUAUCCCUUUUGUACGGAUAACUCCUCAAACAGUUUUCUAAAUAGGUGGUUUUUUUUUUGCAGAUCAAUUGUUCAUAUAUCAGUGAUGUGAAUAUUCACAAAACAUGAGAAAAAUAUUAGCUGUUGAACAUACAUGUAAUUAGUUUUAACUGAGUGUUGCAUAAAAGUUUACCCAAUUUGUUCUGAUAAUUUUUCCUACAGUUUUAAAAGACCAUUUUGGUUUUUAAUUCAGUUGUAUAUAUAUGCAAGAUGUCUAUUACAUGUAUUUUUGUGAAUUAAUGAGAAAAAUGCCAGCUAAGUACUUUUACACAGAGUGCAUCAUUUGUCCAGAUAACUCCUCCUACAGUUUUCGAGUUAAUUUCAUUUCAGUUGUACAAAUAUGCCCCACAGAAAUAAGCAUAAUAUUUUCAUUUUUUGAUCGACAAUAUUUGAAAUAUGGAUACUGUAAAGAAGCCCGAUUUCUGUCGUCACAUUGACAGCUUUCCUUUUUUUGUUUUGUUUUGUUUUUUUGUUUUUUUUUAUAUUUUUUAUUUUGUUUAUAAAAAGAAAAAGACAAAUGGUUUGCAGCUGUUCUUUUGACGCUUUCGUCAUAUUGCUUUCUUGUUGUAAUUGAUGAUAUAAUAAAACAGAUUCAAAAUUUUGUUAAUUUUCAUGUCUUUUUGAUAUUUCGGUGUUUAUUUCUCCUUUUAAACUUGUUGAUGUUAUGUGUUACGACUUAGUAAAAUAUUGAGAUAUUGUACACGUGCAUGUAUGUUUUGUUUUAUCGGAUGUUAUAAUUUUAAUUUUUGUUUACAUACAUCAAACAGUUCCAGAUUUGAGCAAAAUGUACAUGUAUGUAGCAACACGAUUUAUUAUGUUAGCUUUUUUUACACUUGUAGUUUUAUAUGUAUAUGCAGGUAUAAUUUUUUUUUGAAUUGUAUCAAAUAUUUUACAAUCAAUAAAUAUUACGCAUUGUCCAAUUUACAUUUAAAAAUAGA
Magallana angulata is the source of this 4959-nucleotide messenger RNA. Its product is annotated as solute carrier organic anion transporter family member 4A1-like. The transcript has 13 exons. Gene Ontology annotation, biological process: sodium-independent organic anion transport; transmembrane transport. Gene Ontology annotation, molecular function: protein binding. The coding region runs from base 744 to 2672 and encodes 642 amino acids. The record is from RefSeq and is a predicted model, not a curated record. Gene Ontology annotation, cellular component: membrane. NCBI's taxonomy places the organism in Eukaryota, Metazoa, Mollusca, Bivalvia, Ostreida, Ostreidae.